Messenger RNA from Vespa mandarinia (Asian giant hornet), 1245 nucleotides. It is a transcript of the gene LSm1, whose product is annotated as U6 snRNA-associated Sm-like protein LSm1. NCBI's taxonomy places the organism in Eukaryota, Metazoa, Arthropoda, Insecta, Hymenoptera, Vespidae. Gene Ontology annotation, cellular component: P-body; Lsm1-7-Pat1 complex. The record is from RefSeq and is a predicted model, not a curated record. Gene Ontology annotation, biological process: deadenylation-dependent decapping of nuclear-transcribed mRNA. Gene Ontology annotation, molecular function: mRNA binding.
UAUGGCCUCACGCAUUUUAUCACAAGUACCAUACCUAUAGAGACGUUUGCAGUGUCGCUUAUUAAAUAAUAUAAAUUAUUAUAAAAAUCUUAAAUACAUGUUAAAUAUGUUGAGUUUUUUUUAUCACAUGGCAACAGUAUCAUUAACUUAGUUAAUAAUCAAGUGUUUUUAAUCAUAUUUGCGUUUAUGAUCAAUUUACAUUGCAUCGGAUCAUAUUGGAUCGAAAAUUUAGUAGAUACGAUUUUUGCACUUCCUUCGUGAAUCUUGUAAUAUCGAAGAAUUACGAAAGACAACUAUACAAUAUGAACGUCGUUCCAGGAACAGCUUCCUUAUUAGGAGAACUUGACAAAAAACUAAUGGUUUUACUGAGAGAUGGUAGAACAUUAAUUGGAUAUCUCAGAAGCGUCGAUCAAUUUGCUAAUAUAGUACUCCAUCGUACCAUUGAAAGAAUUCAUGUCGGUAAAGAAUAUGGGGAUAUUCCAAGAGGCAUAUUUAUUGUCAGAGGAGAGAACGUUGUCCUACUAGGAGAAAUAGAUAGGGAAAAAGAAAAAGAUUUACCGUUAACGGAAGUAUCAGUGGAUGAUAUUCUAGAUGCACAAAGAAGAGAACAAGAAUUGAAACAAGAUCAAAAGCGUUUGAUGAACAAGGCUUUGAAAGAGCGUGGUCUUUCAUAUAUUCCAGAUUUGGGUCAUGAUGAUAUGUUCUGACCCACAUCUACAUCUCCAGGCACUACAUUGGAAUCAUCACCCACAUCUUCACACAAUUCUGAAAAUUAUGAUGUCUGUUGUACAUCCAUGUCUUUCUAUUAAAUACUAUAGAAUAUACAUGAUUCUGAAUAACGAAAAUGUAUUUAGGUAAGCAUAUUGAAAAAUAAGAGACAUAAGAUUACCAACAUGAUCUAUUAUAUAUAUAUAUAUAUAUAUAUAUAUAUAUAUAUAUAUAUAUAUAUAUAUACACAUAUGCGUAUGUUCGACGAUAAUAAAAUAUCAUGUGUCAUUAUUAACACAAUAUUAUAGGGAAUAAAAAUAAUAUAUAUAUAUAUAUAUAUGAAGUAAUUAUAAGCAAUUCUAUAAUAUUGCCAUUGUCAUAUAUAAACUGUAUUUAUUUUUUCUAUAAUUCUUUAUAAAAAACAAGUGUUAAGAAAAUAGCCAUUGUUUAUUGAAAAUAACGAUAAACUCUCGAUAGGAUGUAUUAAAAAUGUGUAAAAAAAAAAAAAGAAAGAAAGAAAAUCAAGAUAAUCUAUAU